Paramuricea clavata is the source of this 416-nucleotide messenger RNA. Lineage: Eukaryota; Metazoa; Cnidaria; Anthozoa; Malacalcyonacea; Plexauridae. The record is from the annotation of a GenBank genome assembly.
AUGUUGGCGAGGGUUUGCCAAGUACUCGAUUCGUUGGUAAAUGUGGGUGAGGAUUCGCUAACGACGAGCUUUCGUUAGUAAAUUGUAGGCGGCGUUUCGCCCAGGUCAAACAAAUGUUAUUAUAUUUAUAUAAUUUUCUGUAUCAUGUUAUCUAGACUUUGAAAGCAGAGUUCAAGGCUUUGCGGCAAAGCGUUAAUGUGUUUACUAAGGCAACUGUGGAGAAUGUAAUUAUUAAGAUUAUGAUGUACGCUUCACGUCCGUUGUCCGAGUUUAAUAAAUUCGAGGCUUUGGUGGAAAAUUUGAAUAAUGUGUCGCAAGAGCAGAAACAUGCGUAUCACCGUAUGGUCUACCAAACGUUACGUGGCAAGAUGUCUGUCUCGACGGAGCAAUUUCGUAGUUUACUCUUGCGUUUGUGA